AUGGCUCUUACAAAGGAGCCCUAUUUUGGCCUCACUGGGGGAUGGCUCACAUUAUGGCUUACAAUAGCCUGUGCUACUGAUAUGAUGUUGUUCGGAUACGAUCAGGGCGUUUUCAGUCUGUCCCAUUAUCAUCCUGUUUCAUCCUUUCACCUUCAUACUGACGAACUAUCUCCCCCAGGCGGCGUCGUGGUAACACCUAAUUUCCUCGAAGUUCACGAUUUGGUUGGCCCUACCAAGACAACAGUUCUCUCAACGGUUGCUGCAAUUUACGACAUUGGAUGUUUCUUCGGCGCCAUACUUGCGUUCACCGUGGGACAGAGACUAGGUCGGAAAAAGUCUAUUCUCUUGGGGACAGUCAUAAUGGCAGUUGGCACAAUUCUACAGGCGUCUUCUUACAGUCUUCCACAGAUGUUCGUCGGUCGAAUCGUGUUAGGUCUCGGCAAUGGUAUCAAUACUGCCACGGCUCCUAUCUGGCAGACAGAAACAGCACAGGCAAAGUGGAGGGGCAAGCUCGUCAUCUUGGAUCUUGGGCUCAAUGUUGGUGGCUACUGCAUUGUGAACUGGAUCAACUAUGGCCUCAGCUUUCGCGGAGGUGCCAUUGCAUGGCGAUUGCCAAUUGCUCUGCAACUCAUAUUUGUGGUCAUUUUGCUCGUCACAAUUCCAUGGCUACCUGAAUCUCCAAGAUGGCUUAUGAUGCAAGCCCGGGAAGAGGAAGCAAUGGAAGUCCUUGCCUGCGUCGAAGCCAAAGCUACCGACGAUCCACUCAUUAUAACUCAACGCGAUGAGAUUAAGUUCAGUAUUACCUACGAGACUCAGAAUGCGGUUCGAUGGUGCGACCUUCUGCGCCCAAGCAAAAGCAACGACACUACCAAGACCCUUCGGCGGCUGCUUCUUGGAGCUGGAACACAGGCGAUGCAGCAGUUCCAAGGCAUCAACAUCAUGAGCUAUUAUCUACCCUUGGUCCUCAUCAAUUCGGUCGGACUCUCCGACACAAUGGCUAGGCUUCUCACAGCUUGCAAUGCCACAUCUUAUUUCGUUUUCUCAUGCGCUGCUGCCUUGGUCGUCGAGCGCGUCGGCCGUCGUGGGCUGAUGAUGUUUUCUGGAUUUGGCCAGUUCCUCUCCUUUUUGAUCAUUACAAUUCUCCUCUACUUGGCCGAGACAAAUCCCGUGUACGCUUCCGCCUCGGUCGCCUUUUUCUUCUUGUUCCAUGUGGCAUUCGGGAUGGGUAUGCUGGGAGUUCCAUGGCUUUACCCAACUGAAAUCAACUCACUUCCCAUGAGAACAAAGGGCGUGGCGGUCUCGACAGCAAUCAACUGGAUCACGAACUUUGCGAUCGUCGAAAUCACGCCAAUUGGUAUCCAAAGUAUCGGCUGGAAGUUUUGGAUUGUGUGGACUGUUCUCAACGCUCUAUUCUUGCCGAUCAUCUACUUAUUUUACCCCGAGACAGCGAACCGAACAUUGGAAGAUAUGGAUGCAUACUACCGUUCCAACCCCCCACUCAUCGUGGCGGGUGAUGCAGACGCGAUCUCGACAAAGAGACCACUUCAGUUCAUCUAUCAUGAAGACGAAGAGGUCCAGAAGAAUGCGAAGGAGGCUCUCUCUGAUGACAGAGGAUUCGCAGAACAUUUGAACUAG
Molecule: messenger RNA, 1635 nt
Organism: Penicillium olsonii
Lineage: Eukaryota; Fungi; Ascomycota; Eurotiomycetes; Eurotiales; Aspergillaceae
Source: the annotation of a GenBank genome assembly